AUGAAAGGUAUAUAAUGGGUCACAUCGCCGUGUGCUCAUCAGUGUUCUCACAAUCGUCGAGCAAGCAACAUGAAGUCGUUCUACAUUUUGGGCCUGGUUCUCCUGAGCGUGGCCGCCUUUGGUGAUGAGAAAGUUGUCGGAGGUAUUUCUCAGCUGGAGGGAGAUCAGCGAAAGGAGGCUCUUACCCUCCUGGAUGCUACCCUAGCCCAGCUGGCUACUGGAUCUGGACCAAGCUACAAGGCUAUCAAUGUGACCUCUGUGACGGGUCAAACCGUGUCUGGACGUCUUAACACCUACGAAGUGGAGCUGGAGAAUGGAUCCGACAAAAAGCAGUGCACCGUGAAGAUCUGGACUCAGCCAUGGCUGGAGAAAGACGGCACCAACAUCAAGAUCAAGUGCACCGGUGACGAUGGAGAGGUCGACAGCACCUGGUAAAAGUUAAGAAAACUCAAAUUUCUAUUCUGGACUUAUGAAAAAAUAAACGACAAUGGUUAUAAUUAUAA
This is a messenger RNA of Drosophila elegans, 503 nucleotides long. RefSeq names its product cystatin-like protein. The record is from RefSeq and is a predicted model, not a curated record. The transcript is spliced from 2 exons. Lineage: Eukaryota; Metazoa; Arthropoda; Insecta; Diptera; Drosophilidae. Gene Ontology annotation, molecular function: cysteine-type endopeptidase inhibitor activity.